Molecule: messenger RNA, 2695 nt
Organism: Polyodon spathula (Mississippi paddlefish)
Lineage: Eukaryota; Metazoa; Chordata; Actinopteri; Acipenseriformes; Polyodontidae
Product: cytochrome P450 26B1-like
Exons: 7
Coding region: 430-2133 (567 amino acids)
Biological process (GO): sterol metabolic process
Molecular function (GO): heme binding; monooxygenase activity; oxidoreductase activity, acting on paired donors, with incorporation or reduction of molecular oxygen
Source: RefSeq, a predicted model, not a curated record
UCUGUCUCAAAAACCUCUCCAUCCCGCGCUCUCAAUCACAGUACAUAUGAUCACCAAAUUUGGCUCGAAUCCUCACAAUCCAUCAACCUAUUUACAUAUUCAAAAACCACGUCAUUUGUGAAGGUGGAUCAUAUAUAACGCUCACUCUAGAAGACAGAAAGCAGUAAAAGAUCAGAUUUUUGGAAUGAGACUUUCACUGCAGUAUUGGCUGUCAUAAGUGAUACGGUUCUACACGCAAAGCAGAACUUCAAAGGGACUUAGAAUAACUCAGAAAAAAAAAACUAAACAGAAGAGUGGACAAACACCCAUCACAACCCAACUGUCCAAUACAUUUGUUUAAAAAAAAAAAAAAAAAAAAAGUUGUAUCUGAAGAUUUCAAAUUGUAUUGUUCAUGAUUUAAAUAAGUUGGCGUUUGGAAAACCCCAUCGGAUGCUGAAAAUGUUCCUGCUUGAGGUCAGUUAUUUCAUGGUGCUGGGCACUGCCUUCACGUCUAUAAUCUCCGUGCUGCUGUUACUUGCCGUAUCCCGUCAACUCUGGGCCUUUCGCUGGCGCAUGACAAGGGACAGGACGUGUAAACUGCCUCUUCCGAAGGGUUCCAUGGGUUGGCCACUGUUCGGAGAAACGUUUCACUGGCUGCUGCAGGGUUCCAGUUUUCACAUCUCCAGGAGGGAGAAGUACGGAAAAGUCUUUAGGACACAUCUCUUAGGCAAACCUGUUAUCCGAGUGACGGGAGCCGAGAACAUCCGUAAAAUAUUACUGGGAGAACAUAACUUAGUGAGCACACAAUGGCCCCAAAGUACUCGGAUCAUCCUUGGCGCUAACACUUUGGUUAACUCUAUUGGGGAUCUCCACACACAGAAAAGAAAGAUUUUAGCCAAAGUGUUUAGCCACGCGGCUCUGGAGGCGUAUAUCCCCCGCAUUCAGGGUGUUGUCAGGACAGAGGUUGAAAGCUGGUGUGCAAAUCGGGGCUCCAUCAACGUAUACCCUUCUGCCAAAGCCCUCACUUUUCGCAUCGCAGUCCGCGUCCUAUUGGGGCUCAAUGUGGAAGACGAUCAUCUGGACUACCUUUCCAAGACUUUUGAGCAGCUUAUGGAUAACCUGUUCUCCCUUCCUCUUGACGUGCCAUUUAGUGGGCUUCGUAAAGGUAUCAAAGCUCGAGAUAUACUCCACGAAUGUAUGGAGAAAAUCAUUGCGGAAAAACUACAGCAACCAGGGGAACACAAUGACGCAAUUGAUUACAUGCUGAGCAGUGCUAAGGAAAAUGGCAACGAAUUAAACAUAAAGGAGUUAAAGGAGUCUGCUGUUGAACUUAUCUUUGCAGCCUACUCUACCACCGCGAGCGCUAGCACCUCUCUGAUCCUGCAGCUCACGAGGCACCCCUCUGUCGCUGAGAAAGCCAAGCACGAGCUGGUCUCACAGGGACUUAACGGGCGCCGUGCGCGGUUUACAAAGACGGAAAACAGACUGCCGACUGUCGUCUUCACCAAAGGGUCAACAGAAAAACGAGGUACACACGGAGAAUGUAAUCCAACAACGGAAACUAAACCUCGGAAAGGUUUUGAAGAAACCACCACCGGGCCACCGGAUACCAUGCCAGCUACCGCGGAAGAGGGACACUAUUCUCGCCGUCUUCAACCGUAUUUAAGUUUGGAGAAACUGAGUGAAUUGCACUAUCUGGACUGCGUGGUUAAAGAAGUGCUUAGGACUCUCCCGCCGGUGUCUGGGGGUUACAGAACAGCCCUGCAAACCUUUGAGCUAGACGGAUAUCAGAUUCCAAAAGGAUGGAGUGUCAUGUAUAGUAUCCGAGAUACCCACGAAACAGCUGCCGUUUACCAGAGCCCAGAACUGUUUGACCCGGACCGCUUUGGAGCCGAGAGGGAAGAGGGCAAGGCGGGUCGAUUCAACUACAUCCCUUUCGGUGGAGGGGUCAGAAGCUGUAUAGGCAGAAAACUGGCACAGAUCAUAUUGAAAAUUCUAGCUGUCGAAUUACUCAAUACAGCGAGAUGGGAGCUCGCCACACCAACUUAUCCCAAAAUGCAAACGGUCCCCAUUGUGCAUCCGGUGAAUGGGCUCCAUGUUUGUUUCAAUUACUUAAACUCUCACGAGGAAAACAAUGCAUCUCAGAAACCAUAGCGAGAAUGUGGUGUUUGUAAAUAUUAAACGCAAGGCAUCAGAAUUAACUUGUUAUUAUUUAGCAUUUAAAUUAUUUUAUAUAAAUAGGCUAUAUAUUAAAUUAGAGAAAUAUGGGAUGCUGUUUGUAGUACUGUACUAUAAAAUAUGAAGUAGAAUUUUGUCGUAUAAGCUUUUUAUUAUUAUUUAGAGCAACUGUUAUGACAGGAUCAAAGAAUACAGUCUAAAAUUAUAGUUACUUUAGGCCUUUGAAAAAAAAAAGCGUCUCCAGUCGUUAGACUUAACUUAUUAAGCUUUUGUUAAGAAUGUGACUAACCGUAAGAGUGUGAAAUAAAGGGAAGAAACAUUUACCUUAUACAGGCUAGCACUUUGAACUAUACCUCCUUGUGGCGUUUAUUGUGAAAUCUGCAUGACUUUAAUAUUUACAGUAUGGAUAAAAAAAAUCUGUGCAUUAAUCUUGCAUCAUUUAUAGUGUUCGCAUAAACAGUCCUUCAGUGUUUUAUUGUCUUUUCAACGGUGUUUGUGUCAAAAUACUUUAUAUUGUCAACACUGUUUUUGUGAUGUA